Molecule: messenger RNA, 1721 nt
Organism: Erigeron canadensis
Lineage: Eukaryota; Viridiplantae; Streptophyta; Magnoliopsida; Asterales; Asteraceae
Product: galactan beta-1,4-galactosyltransferase GALS3-like
Exons: 2
Coding region: 85-1581 (498 amino acids)
Source: RefSeq, a predicted model, not a curated record
AUUUCUUCCUUUUUCCUGAGGUGGUGUGUGUGUGUAAGAGUGUGUCUACUGCAACACUCCCGUCAUUUCCUUCUUCCAAUUCCAAUGGCUAAAGAAAAAGAUUCAUCAAUGGAAUUAAAAAAUCCCAACAAAAUGUUCAUCGGAAUCGUCUGGAAUUGUUCUCCUGAGCUCAAAUUAUUACUUUCCGCCCUCUUAUUUUUCUGUUCUUUAAUCACCCUUUUUCAAUUCUUCCCUUCUCAUCUUUCCUUUUCCGUCCAAGAUCUCCGCCACUGCGCCACCCUCCCACCACCGUCAUCCACCCCACUUCAAACCACCACCACCACCAAGCUUAUCCCUUCACAACACGACGUCGUUUUACAAAACGGUGUCAUCAAAAGAAGCUUCAACACUUUCGGCACCGCCGCUUAUAACUUUAUCCUAAUGUCGGCAUAUAGAGGCGGCGCCGACACCUUCGCCGUCAUUGGUCUUUCCUCAAAACCCCUUCAUGUUUUCUCUAAACCGACUUACCUUUGUGAAUGGGUCCCACACAAUUCUUCUUCAGCUACAAACAUUACUGUCCCUGGUGUUAAAAUCCUUCCAGAUUGGGGCUACGGCCGUGUUUACACGGUCGUAGUCGUCAACUGUACUUUCCCCGGCCCGGUUUCAGACCGGGCCGGGGGCAAGUUACUUGUCCACGCCUCCACUUCCGGAGGCGGGGAUAGUAACUUUAACCUGACAGAUACAAUUGAGGCUUUAUCAGAAGCCUCAGAAUCCGUAAACUUAACACAGUUUACGGAUUCGCCUAAAUAUGAAUAUUUAUAUUGUGGGUCCCCAUUGUAUGGUAAUUUAAGUCCCCAAAGAAUUAGGGAAUGGUUAGCUUAUCAUGUGAAAAUGUUUGGUGAGAAAUCACAUUUUGUGAUUCAUGACGCGGGCGGAGUACAUCCCGAAGUAAUGGAUGUAUUGCGCCCGUGGGUGGAAAAAGGGUAUGUAACUGUUCAAGAUAUUAGAGAUGAAGAGAGAUUUGAUGGGUAUUAUCAUAAUCAGUUUUUAGUUGUCAAUGAUUGCUUACAUAGAUAUAGAUUUAUGACUAAAUGGAUGUUUUUUUUCGACGUUGAUGAGUUUAUCUUUGUUCCGAAAAAAAGUACUCUUAAGAAUGUUAUGGAUUCGUUGUCGGACUACACGCAGUUUACGAUUGAGCAACGCACAAUGUCGAAUAAGUUAUGUUACCUUGAUGAUCAUGCUGGUAAAAUCUACAGAAAAUGGGGGAUUGAGAAGUUGGUGUACCGUGACACGGUGAAAGGAAUAAGGAGAGACAGGAAAUAUGCAGUACAGCCACGGAACGUGUUUGCAACAGGUGUACACAUGUCGGAAAACACCAUUGGAAAAACGACACACAAGACAGAAGGGAAGAUAAUGUAUUACCAUUACCAUGGGACGAUAUCCGAGAGAAGGGAACCAUGUAGACAGUUGGUGAACACAACCAUGAUGAAACUUGGUGGAACACCUUAUAUGGUGGACAAGACCAUGAGAGAGGUUGCUGGGGCCGUUAAGCGAUUUGAGUUGCGAAUGAUUGGGUCCGUUCUUGUUAGAACCCGGCAAUGACAGUCACGAUGAGUAUCUUAUUCUCUUUUCGACCACAUUCCUUGAUCUGUUAUAACUUUAUGUAUAGAUAGAUGAACGAAAUGCGUACAUUUGGUUUUUGAUAAUUAAGAAGGUAUAAGUGAAAAUUUGUUUUCGUUUUA